Messenger RNA from Apis dorsata (giant honeybee), 2268 nucleotides. RefSeq names its product luciferin 4-monooxygenase. NCBI's taxonomy places the organism in Eukaryota, Metazoa, Arthropoda, Insecta, Hymenoptera, Apidae. The coding region runs from base 26 to 1639 and encodes 537 amino acids. Gene Ontology annotation, biological process: long-chain fatty acid metabolic process; fatty-acyl-CoA biosynthetic process. Gene Ontology annotation, molecular function: long-chain fatty acid-CoA ligase activity. The transcript has 5 exons. The record is from RefSeq and is a predicted model, not a curated record.
AAAUAUAAAAAAAAUAAUAUUCAAUAUGAAAGAAGAAAAUAUUUUAUAUGGCCCAUCAUUAUCUGAUGUGAAAUUUAAAAAUGUAUCAUUAGGACAAUUGAUUUUAAAUCAAUUAAAUAUUCGUGAUUCUUGGAUAGCACAAAUAGAUGCUUAUACAGGAAAAACACAAACAUUUAAAGAAAUCUUAGAAAUUAGUCGAAAAUUAGCAAUUGCUCUUAGUAAAGAAGGAUUAAGAAAAGAUGAUCGAAUAGCUAUAUGUAGUGAAAACAAUCUAGAAUUUUGUUUAAUAGUAUGUGCUGCAUUUUAUUUAGGUGUUACUGUUUGCCCAUUGAAUCCACUUUAUACAGAAAGAGAAUUAAAACAUGCAUUAAAUAUAUCUAAACCAAAAUACAUUUUUAUAUCAAUAUUUGGAGCAAAAAAUAUAUAUAAAAUUAUACCUCAAUUAUUCUGGUUGCCAAAACUUAUAAUAUUAACAGAAUCUACAAAUAAUAAAUUACCAAGUAUUAAUAGUCUAACAUCAAACAUAAUCAUUGAUAAUAACUUUCAUGCCUGUUCAGUAAAUGUUAAUGAUCAUGUGGCAGUUAUUUCAUGUUCCAGUGGCACUACAGGAUUGCCAAAAGGAGUGAUGUUAACGGAUAAAAAUUUUUUGUCUGUAAUAAAAAAUCUUGCAGCUGUAUCACCUAAUAUUUUAAAUACCAAUACAACAAGUUUAGCCUUAUUACCUUUUUUCCAUGUAUAUUCCUUUUCUGUAAUGUUAGUAGGACUUAUUUUUGGAAAUAAAAGUAUUAUUCUCCCACGUUUUGAAGAAAAAAUGUUCUUACAUGCCAUAGAAAAAUAUAAAAUUGAGCAUAUAACCGUUGUACCACCACUCAUGGUAUUUUUAGCAAAACAUCCAAUUGUAGAUAAAUACAAUUUAUCUAGCAUUAAAGAGAUUUGGUGUGGUGCAGCACCUCUAUCUGAGGAAAUUGCAAAAAUGGUUGCAAAAAGAUUAAAUGUACCAACAAUAAAGCAAGGAUAUGGAUUAACAGAAACUACAUUGGCUGUUAUGAACUCACCUGAUAAUAAUACAGAAUAUAAAAGUGUAGGAACAUUAGUUCCAGGAAUAGCAGCAAAAGUAAUACCAAUCAAUGGAGAUAAAUCAAAUAAACCUCUAGGACCACAUAAUAUCGGUGAAUUAUGCUUCAAAGGAGAUUUAAUAAUGAAAGGAUAUUGUGAUAAUGAACAGGCUACAGCAAUAACAAUUGAUAAAGAUGGCUGGUUACAUUCAGGAGAUAUAGGAUAUUAUGAUGAACAGGGUUAUUUCUAUAUAGUAGAUCGUUUGAAAGAACUCAUUAAAUACAAGGGAUUUCAAGUUCCACCUGCUGAAUUAGAAGCAAUAUUAUUAACAUGUCCUGAAAUUAAAGAUGCAGCAGUUAUUGGAUUACCACAUGAAGAAGCAGGAGAACUACCGACUGCUUUUAUUGUUAAACAAAAAGGAUCUAAUAUAACGGCGGAAGAUAUUAUUAAAUUCGUAAAUGAACGAGUAUCGAGUCAUAAACGACUUCGAGGUGGCAUAAAAUUCAUUGAAAAUGUUCCAAGAACUGCGUCAGGAAAAAUUUUGCGUCGAGUAUUACGUGAUACGCUCAAAUCAAAAUUAUAAAAUAUCAGCAAAAAAACAUGAAGUAUUAUCAAUUUAAACAUAUUCUUUGUUUAUAUUUAUAUUCGUUUUAAAGAGGCUCAAAAGAUGUUAUAAGUAUAAAUAAUUACUAAAAUAAUUCAAAAAUUUCUAUCAAAACAUAUUUCUUAUAAACAAUGAUCGAGUUUUUACUAAUAUUUUAUAAUUUUUUUAAUUUAUUUCAUAAAAAGUUUGAAAUAUAAAAAAAAAAUUACAUGUUUUCUAUUCUAGUCAUAUUAAUAGAAUAUUUUGAUAUCUGAUCUCCUAUUUAAAUAUAUAUUAAAUAUUUUCUGUAAAAUUAUAUACAUUAUUGUUCUAAUUUUUGCUUUAGUUCGUAUGGUAUAUUAUUCAAAUACCAUUGAUGAUUCUGACCAGGUGCAGUAGCUAAUACACCUCUUUCAUUAGAAUAUAUUGUUUCUGCAUUAUAAGAAUAGAACUCUCCAUAAAUAUCAGUUAAUGUACCACCAAUAGCAUGAAGAAUAGCUUCAGGGGCACAAGUAUCCCAUCUUUUACAACCAUUACUAGCAAAUACAUAAGCAUGAGCUUUUCCUUCCAUUAAAAGUAUUACCUAUUGAAAAAAAAUAAAAAUACUAAAAUUAUUUAGAAAAUAAUAA